Molecule: messenger RNA, 3922 nt
Organism: Rosa rugosa (rugosa rose)
Lineage: Eukaryota; Viridiplantae; Streptophyta; Magnoliopsida; Rosales; Rosaceae
Product: vacuolar sorting protein 3
Exons: 15
Coding region: 243-3275 (1010 amino acids)
Biological process (GO): endosomal vesicle fusion; autophagy; vesicle-mediated transport
Cellular component (GO): membrane; cytoplasm
Source: RefSeq, a predicted model, not a curated record
AAGAGGCGAAGAAGAAGAAGAAGAAGCAAGAAAGCAAAAAUUCGAAGUUUGUUGAUGUUACUGUAGAGGCGAGAGAGAGAGAGAGAGAGAGUCCAGAACUCACAAACACUCCGGCAUCUUCCUACCGGUGAAGCUCCGUCGUCGCUCUGUUGACUUCCGGCGAUCACCCACAGCUUUCCAAGUUGUGUGGUAGUUUAUGGUGGUCAUAUUGAAGCACUAGAAUUUGAUUAUUUCUAGGUUACAUGGCCAAGCCUGAGCCGAGGGCUCGCACUGUCCUUGAACCGCUGUCAUACUUCAAUCUAUCUGAGCAGUCUCGUGCGCCGGUUAGAUCCCUCGCUAUCUCCAAUGUGUCUGAUUCGCAAUGUUUAAUAUACCUUGGGACUCAGUUUGGAGGGCUAUUUUUGUUCUCUGUAGACAAUAAGGAUCUCAAUGCUGCAUCUGCGUCCGAUCCUUCAAACAACCCUUCGGUCCCACAGAGCAUUAAGUUUGUGCGGAACGUUUUGGUUGGAAAUUCCUCAGUGGACUAUAUACAUGUGUUUGGUGAGAUUGGAAAGCUGUUAGUGCUCUUGGAUGGCUUUUUGUUUUUGGUUGAUUCACUUCUGCUGCAGCCAGUGAAGAAGUUGAGUUUCCUGAGAGGAAUUUCUGUCAUUACUAGGAGGUUGCGAAGUAGUGAAUCAGAGUGCUCGAAUUUGUCAGAAGGUGCUGCCAGUUCAUCAGAGUAUACGAGUACAAGUCAGCGGUUUUUGAAAAAAUUGGGAGGUGGGAUAAGAGCAAAUGGCUUGAAAAUGAAAGAAUCAACGCAGCACCGGGUGGGCAAUCAUGUCUUUUCUGUCGUGAUUGGUAAAAGAUUGAUAUUGAUAGAGUUUGUUUUGAGUAAUAGAGUAGGUAAAAGUGACCAAGACAUCGAUGAUGGGUCUUUUGUUAUUCUAAAAGAAAUUCCAUGUAUCGAUGGGGUUAUGGCCAUGGUAUGGCUCAAUGAUUCGAUAAUUGUGAGCACACUUAAUGGGUAUACUUUGUUUUCAUGUGUUACGGGACAAAGUGGUGUCAUAUUUUCGUUACCAGAUGUUUCUAGUCCACCACGGCUUAAACUGUUGUGUAAAGAAUGGAAUGUUCUCUUGUUGGUGGACAAUGUAGGCAUCAUAGCAAAUGCCCACGGGCAGCCGGUUGGUGGGAGCCUCGUAUUCCAUCGUGACCCAGAUUCUAUUGGAGAGAUAUCUUCAUAUGUUGUUGUUGCAAGGGAUGGAAAGAUGGAACUGUAUCAUAAGAAAACAGGUAGGUGUGUUCAGAUGGUCACUUUUGGUGGUGAAGGGGUUGGAGGGCCUUGCAUUGUUGCGGAUGAGGAGGAUGGAAGUGGAAAACUUAUUGUCGUUGCAACACCCACCAAGGUUAUUUGCUAUCGGAAGUUACCUUCUGAGGAACAAAUUAAGGAUCUGUUGAGAAAAAAGAACUUCAAGGAAGCUAUCUCCUUAGUGGAGGAGCUUGAAUGUGAAGGCGAAUUAUCAAAAGAUAUGCUGUCAUUUGUUCAUGCUCAAGUGGGUUUUCUCUUACUUUUUGACUUGCAUUUUGAGGAAGCAGUGAAUCACUUUUUGCAGUCUGAGACAAUGCAGCCUUCUGAAGUAUUUCCAUUUAUAAUGAGGGAUCCAAAUCGAUGGUCACUACUGGUUCCUAGAAACCGUUAUUGGGGUUUGCAUCCUCCCCCUGCACCUCUGGAAGAUGUUGUGGAUGACGGAUUAAUGGCGAUCCAAAGAGCAAUCUUUCUGAGGAAAGCUGGUGUAGAGACUGUGGUAGAUGAUGCAUUUCUCCUUAAUCUGCCAAGCCGAGAUGAUCUGUUGGAGUCAGCCAUCAAGUCAAUUACUAGGUAUUUGGAGGUUUCUCGUGAUAAAGAGUUGACUCCAUCAGUGAAGGAGGGAGUUGACACACUAUUAAUGUAUUUGUACAGAGCUUUAAAUAAUGUCAAUGAAAUGGAGAAGCUGGUAUCUUCUGCAAAUUCUUGUGUUGUGGAGGAGUUGGAAAGUCUAUUAGAUGACUCUGGGCAUUUGCGAACGCUUGCCUUUCUAUAUUCAAGUAAAGGAAUGAGUUCAAAGGCUCUUGCUAUCUGGCGCAUUUUGGCAAGAAAUUAUUCAUCUGGCCUUUGGAAAGAUCCUUCUUCAGAGAGUAGCUCAGAUUGUGGUGGUACAAAUAUCAUCUCUGGUAAAGAGACUGCUGCAGCUGAGGCAUCAAAGAUUCUUGAGGAGUCAUCAGAUUCACAGCUGGUUCUACAACAUCUUGGAUGGGUUGCAGAUAUCAACCAGGUCUUGGCGGUUCAGAUUUUAACAUCAGAGAAAAGAGACAAUCAGCUCCCACCAGAGGAAGUAAUUGCAGCUAUUGAUCCAAAGAAAGUUGAAAUACUUCAAAGGUACCUUCAGUGGUUGAUUGAAGACCAAGAUUCUAACGACAGUCAGUUCCACACGAUAUAUGCUCUCUCACUUGCUAAGUCAGCCCUUGAAUCAUUUGAAGCAGAAGUUGCCUCCAAAAUCCUCGAUCCUGCAAGGAGAGAGGAAACAAGCAUUUCUGAAUAUAGAAGCAGUGCAAUAUUUCAAAGUCCUGUGCGGGAAAGACUCCAGAUAUUUUUACUGUCUUCAGACUUGUAUGACCCAGAGGAAGUUCUUGACUUGGUUGAAGGAUCAGAAUUAUGGUCAGAGAAGGCUAUACUAUACAAAAAACUAGGGCAAGAGGCACUGGUACUCCAAAUUUUGGCCUUGAAGCUAGAAGACAGUGAAGCUGCUGAGCAAUAUUGUGCUGAGAUUGGCAGACCAGAUGUCUAUAUGCAGUUACUUGAUAUGUAUUUGGAUCCACAAGAUGGUAAGGAGCCUAUGUUUAAAGCUGCUGUUCGCCUACUCCACAAUCAUGGGGAAUCAUUGGAUCCUUUGCAAGUAUUAGAGAGAUUGUCCCCAGAUAUGCCCCUUCAACUUGCUUCAGAGACUAUAUUAAGAAUGUUGAGAGCUAGACUUCAUCAUCAUCGUCAAGGACGUAUUGUGCAUAAUCUGGCCCGUGCCUUAGAUACUGAUGCAAGUUUAGCAAUAUUAGAGGAAAGAUCAAGGCAUGUGCAGAUCAAUGAUGAAAGCCUUUGCGAUUCUUGUCAUGCACGCCUGGGAACUAAACUUUUUGCAAUGUACCCUGAUGACACCAUAGUUUGUUAUAAGUGUUUUCGUCGCCAGGGUGAGUCUACUUCAGUCACUGGUCGCAACUUUAAACAAGAUGUCCUAGUAAAACCUGGUUGGCUCGUGACCCGGUAAUCCAGUGAAAUUUGAUAUGAUAAUGAAACUGAAGAUUGCGGCUGUCGGUCUCUGUGUUUAUGCUGUAUCUUGAGGCAGAGGAUCAGAACUUUCAGGUAGUGGAUUGCUGAAGCGCUCAGGAGGACAAGUGUCUGCAUUUUUCUGUUGGAUACAAGUGACCAAGUCCCAACUUUCUAGUUUGUUGUUCCAUCGAUGAAGACAAUCUUUACGCAGGGUACGUGUUCCUUGUUCAGUUGUUUUAUCCUCAGCAAUCCCAGUUUUGUAAAAGGAAGAAACUGCAAGUACAAUAUCACGGUUACUGGGUUCAUUUGUGACCUGAUUGAAGCUCUAAAGAAACAUGGUAGUUCAGAAGUUUGAGAUCCGGCUAACCAUUCUUGCUCUAUGGCGCCUUACAGCUCAAGAUCAGAGAAUAGAACUGUGAGUUUUAAUAAUGCGAGUUAUAUUGACCAAAUACUGUAUGUAUAAUUGAAGUUCGAGGGAUCAGGAUUCUGCAUUGCUCAGUCUUGUAGAUACACCGAGCAUUGAUCUUCCUGUCUACACUCUUUCUGUCGUCAGCGUUCAAGUUCCCACUAGAGGUUAAAAACAAUGUUAUAUAUUCAAAAUUUUGUCAAAUUUUUUUAACAUGUAUACAAUCAGUGUUCAUUUCU